Molecule: messenger RNA, 450 nt
Organism: Penicillium subrubescens
Lineage: Eukaryota; Fungi; Ascomycota; Eurotiomycetes; Eurotiales; Aspergillaceae
Exons: 6
Coding region: 1-450 (149 amino acids)
Source: RefSeq, a predicted model, not a curated record
AUGUACACUUUCUACACCCCUGAGGCCCGCAACCUCACUCCGUCACUUCAUUUCGCUCAUCCCUGCCGUCAGCGACAAGCUUUCCAGACUCCCUCAGCUGAACUUUAUCCUUCCGAUCGACUCGAUCCAAUACCGCAGCCAUGUCUUACCAGCAGCACCAGUACCCUCCCAACGCCUACCAGCAGCCCGGUUACGGUCCUCCCCCCGGCGAAUAUUACCCCCCCUCAGCAGGGCGGCUACCCUCCCCAGGGUUAUCCUCCCCAGCAGGGUUACGGUGGCCCCCCUCCCCAGGGUGGUAUGCAAUACCAGCAGCCCCAACCCCAGCCCCAGCAGAAAUCCAGUGACAAGGGCUGCCUCGGCGCUUGCUUGGCCACUCUGUGCUGUUGUUUCGUCUGCGAAGAGGGCUGCGAGUGCUGCGCCGACUGCAUCGAGUGCUGUGAGAUGUGCUAA